Molecule: messenger RNA, 2276 nt
Organism: Amoebophrya sp. A25
Lineage: Eukaryota; Dinophyceae; Syndiniales; Amoebophryaceae
Source: the annotation of a GenBank genome assembly
CACGAGACAGCGAUGCUAUGAAGACGUUAUUGAGCAGCUGCAGACUCUAGUUGUGGGCCAUUUGGGUUUGGAUUUCUAUCUGAAACCUCAAGGCUCUUUUGCGCAAAACUUAGCUUUGCCGACAAGCGACCUGGACCUAGUGCUUUGUCACACUCAAGACAGCAUUGUGGGCAAAACAAAGAGUGUGCGUUGGCUGCAACAGCUAGCGGAUUGGUUCAGAAGUAGUGGGGCGUGGAGUGGCAGACAUGGUGACCACGGAAACAGUAAACAAGGUGGACAUAUUCUUCAUAAAAAAUCCAAGUCCUCAUCUUCUAGAAACAACGACGACGACGAUCCUUUCAGUCUGCGAGAAUGCAUAUUUACAGCGCGAAUUCCGAUUUUGAAAUUGGAUUACAAAAGUUGUACUGGGACUGGGUCUUCAGACUUUACUUCGUAUUCUUCACGGAGAAGUGUCGUGAACAACAUUGAGAUCGAUAUCAGCGCUGGUGAUGACAGAAGAGGCGCCGCUGAUGCAGCUGUUGACACGAUAUUGAACGACUUUGAUGCACAUGCAGCAUCAACAAGUGCUGCAGGUGGUACAACAAGUCCUGGCACAACAAGUCCUUCAAGAUUAUUUCUUCGGUUUCUCAAAGCUUUUGUUUCAGAGCACGACCUAAACAACACCUUCGAACGAGGUUUAAGCAGUUUUGGGUGGGUACUGCUAGGAAUCUUCUUUCUCCAAAGUGAAAUUGGAUGUUUGAGAAGCUUAAAGGAGAUCGAACGGGAUGAUGAAGUAGAUGGCAUGAAGAUGAAUCAAAAGCAGAAGCAUUUUCACAAAGCUGGUUGUAAAAAUGCUAAAGGCAAGGGCAAGAAGAAGGAUGGCCAGCAUAACUACCCUGUUAACGGCAACCGUAGUAUCCUUAGCAUGGUGCAAACAGACAAGAAGCUGUUGAGUUUGAAAACGCUAUUCUCAACGUUUCUAGAUUGGUUCUGCUUCUCAGUCAUCGACUUCGCUACGCAGAAACGCUUAAUCUGCGUUGUGGAGGGAGACAAGGAUUCGAGGUCGACAAGUUCUACAACCACAACGGUCUACGAUCCUAUUCUUGGCGUAUGUAUCAGCAAACCAUUGCGACAAGGUCACGACGAAUCCUCCCAAUCUCAAAGCGAAAUCCACAACAACUAUCAAAGAGGCCAUUUCGUAUCUGCAAGUAACCGGCGACGAGGCGGUCAUGAUGCUUCACCACUGAAAAUUCAAGUUCCCCUUGCGGACGAGGGGGAAAAUGCGGCGCGAUGUCUUUCCACUGCGGUUUUCUAUCGAAAAAUUGUGCCUUGUUUCCGAGACGCUAGAAAAACGAUGAAAAAUCUCACAGAAGCUUCUUCAACAUGUUGGUGGCAAUCCUUUCUAUCUUCAGGAGCAGCCCAAACGAGUGAUGACGACGAGGACGAAGGGGAGUACAACUACUAUGGAAAAAAUGCAAGAAUUCUUGGAGGAGGUUUCGAUGAUGUUCUUGACGAAGUUCUUGGCAAACAUGAGGCAGAUGCUGAAGUUGAAGAUAAGCCAGGCGACCAAGUAGAGCAGCAAAUGUCCUCUGACGAGGACCCUCCAGACAACUUCUAUGUAGCUAGUGGCAAUAAUUCCUCAUCGUCAUCUUGUGAAGAAAAAGAAGAUUCCGAAAUAUAUCAGAGGACUCCUGCUGGUAAAUCAAGUCGUGCGCCACAUCUAAUUGACGAUGAAGAACGUUCUACAGUUGCUUGUUCCACAAACAGUGGCUUUGGAAAGAUAGAUCGCGGCGCUUCAACAUCUUCCUCAAGCCACUGGAAAGGAUUCUCUUCUUCGGAGGAUGAGAUCACUGAUAACGAGGAUGGCCAUGAACAAGAACGGUUUGUUAAAACACAACCACCUGCUAACUCCAAGUCCAACACAAACAACACCAGCAACAAGAAGAGUAGAAAGAAGAAGCGGCCAUCAAGAACCUCCAAUUUCGCCUCUGGACAGCGCAUUAUUGAGGGAGAUCCUCGUUUGAUGGCAGCGAGGAACUUGUUGUCGUCUUCCUGUAGUACAACUGGUUCUGGUAACAAGGACCAAGGACAAGGGAAAAAAGCCUUGGUCAAGAAACCGAUGAAGAAGAAGAGUGUCCGAAAAGGAAGCCGAAACAAGAUGAACAAAUAUGAAUAAGAAUACAUUUGAUCAACAAGUAUAAUGACUUCAAGAAGAUUGAGAUUCAUGUUCAUACUUUAGCGACAGCACCAUUAUGAUCCCUGCCCCGUUCCCCCUGAUAAUCAACUACUUGCAUGGC